Molecule: messenger RNA, 484 nt
Organism: Labrus bergylta (ballan wrasse)
Lineage: Eukaryota; Metazoa; Chordata; Actinopteri; Labriformes; Labridae
Source: RefSeq, a predicted model, not a curated record
CCUCAAAACUUGGGAAUAUCAUGUUUGUUUGAUUAAAAAAAUAAAACAAAGUGUCUACUGUUCAAAGAGAUCAUGAAGUGGGAGAAGGUGCAAGUCAAAGGAGAUAUCCCACCAGGAGUAGCAGCCCACUCAGCUGUGGCUUUGGGAAAGAACAUCUAUAUCUUUGGGGUAAUGACAGCAGAAGGAGCGACCAACUCCAUGUAUAGAUUCAACACUGACAAAAGCAGAUGGGUCCUUAUGAAGUUUGAAGGGGAUAUGCCCCCCAACCGCCUGGACCACUCCAUGUGUUUAUUGCCCUGGACGGUGCAUGCUGAGGGGAAUGGAGAUAAGGAGCAGGCCGACUGCCCAACAGCCUCAGAGACAAUACAUUUGGCCUUUGUAUUUGGAGGGAUGGAUACCCAGGGUGUCCUUCAUAAUGACUGUGUUGUGACUGUGGUUUCAUGAUGAUGUAAUACUCACUAAAGUUUAAAUAAAUUGUUUUUAA